CGCAUCGAGGUUCCCCGGCCCCCCUCCAUCGAGGAGUUCACCAUCGUGAAGCCCAUCAGCCGCGGUGCCUUCGGGAAGGUGUACCUGGGCCGCAAGGCGGGCAGGCUCUAUGCCGUGAAGGUGAUGAAAAAAGCAGACAUGAUCAACAAAAACAUGGUUCACCAAGUCCAGGCAGAGAGGGAUGCACUGGCUCUCAGUAAAAGUCCUUUCAUUGUGCACUUAUACUACUCACUUCAGUCAGCUAAUAACAUCUAUUUAGUGAUGGAGUACCUUAUUGGUGGCGAUGUCAAAUCUCUUCUCCAUAUUUAUGGAUAUUUUGAUGAAGAAAUGGCUGUUAAGUAUAUUUCUGAAGCAGCAUUGGCUCUUGACUAUCUUCACAGGCAUGGGAUAAUCCACAGGGAUCUGAAGCCAGACAAUAUGCUCAUUUCUAAUCAGGGCCAUAUAAAGUUGACAGACUUUGGGCUUUCCAGAGUUACUCUGAACAGAGAGAUAAAUAUGAUAGAUAUCCUUACUACACCAUCAAUGGCAAAGCCCAAACAAGAUUACUCGCGUACUCCAGGACAAUUGUUGUCUCUCAUCAGUUCUUUGGGUUUUUAUACUGCCGGAAUGAAAAUGCCAGGGUGCAGUUCAAGUCAAUCAUCUGACAGUCUGCAUGAAGUGGUUUCUCCCUUACCUAUGGUCCAAAAGGAAAAUACCCCUCUUUCAACUAGAUUAUUCAAAACAUAUCUUGAUACUUCUCAGUUAACUCCUGUGAUGCCAGUGAGAAGUUUAACUCCUACUCUACUUCAGUCAAGAAAAAGGUUUGGUACCUCCAGUCUCAGUAGUCAGUCACACACAUACCUGUCCAGUAUGGAAUCAGAAUGCUACAGCAGCCCCAGGUGGGAGAAAGAUGUAGAGCAAAGUGAAGAUGAACUAUGUUCUACAACAAGCAAAACAAGUAACAGUGGAUCAGAUCUCCUUUCAAAUGUAGAGUUACUGAAUAGCAAUGGUAUUAAAGUUUUAAAGAAAAAAGAACUGGAAUCUGCCAUUUCUCCCAUCAGCAGCAAUGAUUCUGGCAGUAGGCAGAAGUUGGGAAGUGAACAUUCUGAUAUAACAGAUACUCCUGUGACCACACUUGAUGCAAAAGGCAUAGUCAGAAAAUGUCUUUCUGAAGAUAAGAUUUGGGAAGAAGAAGUCUUUGUAAAUAAAAGAGAUAGGACUAAUGAAACAGCAGAAACUUCCAAUCAACAAAAGUCACCUUCAGGGCAGAAUGGACCUGUCAAGCCUAUCAAAGAGGAAGAAAUUUUUGAAAAGCCAGGUGUAAAAAGAAGCUUUGAAUUAGUUGACACUAGUCCUUGUCAGGAACUUAACUAUGUUAAAAAAACAAAUGCAGAAUAUAAACGUGGCUGUCAAAUCUCAGAAUUUCCAGCAAACAGAAGGACAGGUUUGACAACAGAAAUUCAAUCCUUAAUGCUUUGUGAUGAUGGAUCCCUACGUGACACAUGCAAAAGCAAGGAAGAAGUUAAGAGUUUCAUUGGUAACCAGCAAACAGUAGAAAAAUCACUUACUCCAAUUAUAGCCAAAAAUCUUAUGCAUGAUCUGGAUGCAGACUAUGAAAAGAAUGAUAAAAAGGAGUAUAUGAACUCAAGUUUUUUAGGCACUGAUGAUGAAAAACCUUUAGGAAUCCUCAGUGCAGAUUCUGACUUAUUUCCUGAAACGUCUGCUACAGAAAGCCAUUUAGAAAAGCAGCUUCUAGAUUUAGACAAAAGUGUUAAAGACCUCUCCUUCGAGGAAGCAAAACCAGAAGGCGUGCUAAUAACAUCACCAGAGUCCCGAGAUGUCUCACAAAACGGAGAGGAAGCACAUACUGCCCAGGACUGCAAGCCAUUACAUGUAAAGGAUUAUGACCAAAAACACGUGAAAGAAACUUACCUUGACACAGCAUCUUCUCCUUCAGAGAAGAUGAUGGAAGCACUGAAUCUCUUUAAAAAAAAUGCUGUUGUUUUUCGAAGUUAUAAUAGUCCAAUUAAUGUAUCCAAUGUAUCUGAGCCAUGUAGCAUGGCUUCCUUAGAUAUAAUGGAACUUUCACCUGCUUGUAGUGGCUCUUACCCAACAGCUAUUACUCCAUUACAGAAAGGAAGACCACAUAGGGUCUAUCAGACCCCUCAUCAGGGAGAUGCUGGCACGCCAUAUAGAACUCCAAAGAGUGUAAGAAGAGGAGCUGCCCCAGCAGAAGGUGAACGCAUCCUAGGGACCCCAGACUACCUGGCACCUGAGCUGCUUUUGACAAAACCUCAUGGUUCUGCUGUGGACUGGUGGGCCCUUGGAGUUUGUCUGUUUGAGUUUCUAACUGGAAUUCCACCUUUUAAUGAUGAAACACCAACACAAGUCUUCCAAAAUAUUUUGAAAAGAGAUAUUCCAUGGCCUGAGGGUGACGAAAAGCUGUCUGACAAUGCCCAAAAUGCAAUAGAUAUUCUUCUAACAAUUGACAGUACUAAGAGAGCUGGACUGAAGGAACUGAAACAUCACCUUCUCUUUCAUGGUGUGGACUGGGAUAAUCUGCAGAAUCAAACAAUGCCAUUCAUACCUCAGCCAGAUGAUGAAACUGAUACUUGUUACUUUGAAGCUAGGAAUAAUGCUCAGCACCUGACUGUGUCUGGAUUUAGCUUAUAG
Balearica regulorum gibbericeps (East African grey crowned-crane) is the source of this 2652-nucleotide messenger RNA. RefSeq names its product microtubule associated serine/threonine kinase like (gene MASTL). Gene Ontology annotation, cellular component: nucleus. Lineage: Eukaryota; Metazoa; Chordata; Aves; Gruiformes; Gruidae. The record is from RefSeq and is a predicted model, not a curated record. Gene Ontology annotation, biological process: peptidyl-serine phosphorylation; intracellular signal transduction. Gene Ontology annotation, molecular function: ATP binding; protein serine/threonine kinase activity.